AGACCAUCGUGCACGAACACUUUCGCUUGUUUUCUGCUCUCAAUGUAAAAUAAGAAGAACGUUUUUGUUAGUUUUGAAACGCUUCCUCAAGGUUUACCGCAACCACCGGAUUAGUGGUGUCCCUAUUGGACUAUAAAUAACUGUGAGGGGAGAGCACUAUGAAGACACUGUGCUGUGGUCCACCUCACUGAAGCUGUCUCUGCUGCAAACAGGUGGAUUUCGGAUAUUUCAAGAAGGUAUCUGAGAACUCAGCAUGCCAGUCCCGCCUCCUCCCCCACCGCCUCCCCUGGCUCCCCCUCCACCACCCCCACCCAGCGCUGCCCUGCCACAGUGUCCAUCAGAGCCUCCUAAGCUCCAGUCUGGAGGAGCAGGUGGAAGGAAUGCCCUGCUGGCCGACAUCCAGAACGGAGCCAGACUCAGAAAAGUCACACAAGUCAACGACCGCAGUGCCCCGUCCGUCGAGAAGCCCAAGACUAGCCCUGGAGAUGUUUCAAGCAGUGUGGGCUCAUCAGGAGGGACACCCACAGGACCCUCUCUGGGGGGGCUCUUUGCUGGAGGCUUCCCCACCCUGAGGCCUAUAGGGCAAACAGGCAAGACCCCAGUGUCCCGGUCGUGCUCCUCCGCCUCCCUGAAGCCUCAGUGGAACCCUCCUCCUCCGUCAGCCGACACCAGCAGCGUCUCUGAGCCUCAGAGGACGUCAGAGCACCGAGGCUCCGUCCACCGCCCGCUCCCUCCCUCCUCUUCCGCUCCGACCUCCCCCUCUCACAGCAGCAGGCACCCACCUUCAUUCCCCAAUUAUGCUCCCCCUCCACCUCCACCUGCUCCCCCCUCUGCUUCCCCACCGCCGCCUCCCCCACCGCAAUCCUUCCACGACCGACCGGCCAACAAGCACCCUCCUCUGCCCACCUGCCCUCCUCCUCCACUUCCAUCCCAGGUCACCAAGCCCACCUGGCUCCCCCUCCAGCACUCCCACCACACUACGAUCUCCCAACCCUCUACUCCUCCUCCCCCACCUCCACCUUUCCAAUCUCACUCUGCUGUACCAGGUGACCGCUCUUCAGGUUGCUUCUACCCUCCGCCUCCAUUCCCCUCUGAACCGUCGAGGUUCCCCAUCCUGCGGGACAGCCCCCUGGGACCUCCUCCCCCACCUCCCCCUCCUCCUCUCCCAUCUUCUUACACCCCCACCUGCCCAUCCACUCUCCCCCCUCCACCACCCAAGAUGGCAGCAGUGCCCUCGCCAGCCAUGCGCUCUCUGCCUCCAUCGUACCCCUGCAACGCCCCAACCCGACGGCCGCCGGCUGUGCCCAGAAGUGCAGGUGGCGGUCGGCUGGCUCCUCCCCCGGCUCCCCCAGCACGUUCCCCCUCGACCGAGCUGUCUACCCGCAUUCCUCCCCCUCCACCUCUCCCCCUGCCUCCGUCAAGUCUCAGGAACGGACACCUGCACAGCCUUGCGGAUGAUUUUGAAUCCAAGUUCCAGUUCCACCCUGUAGAGGACUUCCCUCCUCCAGAAGAAUUCAAACCUUUCCCUCGGAACUACCCCAGCAAAGAAAACAGAGCGAACCCCAACCCCCCUGGGAUAAGGACACACCUCAGAUGAGUCAAAGCGACACCCUGAUCUUUAUCCCCUUAACUCGCAUAUCAGUCAGUUAUCCUCUGCUUCCUCCUCUUGAGAAUUACAUCACUGUCAUGGACCUAUUUGGAUGAAAACCGUGUGUGUGUGUGUGUGUGUGUG
Messenger RNA from Eleginops maclovinus (Patagonian blennie), 1732 nucleotides. RefSeq names its product WAS/WASL interacting protein family member 3 (gene wipf3). Bases 254 to 1597 code for a protein of 447 amino acids. Lineage: Eukaryota; Metazoa; Chordata; Actinopteri; Perciformes; Eleginopidae. Gene Ontology annotation, molecular function: actin binding. The record is from RefSeq and is a predicted model, not a curated record. The transcript is spliced from 8 exons.